CACCCAUCACCAUCUGUCAUCUCACUACCACCAUGCUGGCCUCAGGGCUGCUUCUGGUGGCCUUGCUGGCCUGCCUGACUGUGAUGGUCUUGAUGUCUGUCUGGCAGCAGAGGAAGAGCAGGGGGAAGCUGCCUCCGGGACCCACCCCACUGCCCUUCAUUGGAAACUACCUCCAGCUGAACACAGAGCACAUAUGUGACUCCAUCAUGAAGUUCAGUGAGCACUAUGGCCCCGUGUUCACCAUUCACUUGGGGCCCCGGCGGGUCGUGGUGCUGUGUGGACAUGAUGCUGUCAAGGAGGCUCUGGUGGACCAGGCUGAGGAGUUCAGCGGGCGAGGCGAGCAAGCCACCUUCGACUGGGUCUUCAAAGGCUAUGGCGUGGUGUUCAGCAACGGGGAGCGCGCCAAGCAGCUCCGGCGCUUUGCCAUCGCCACCCUGAGGGACUUCGGGGUAGGCAAGCGAGGCAUCGAGGAGCGCAUCCAGGAGGAGGCGGGCUUCCUCAUCGAGGCCAUCCGGAGCACGCACGGCGCCAAUAUCGAUCCCACCUUCUUCCUGAGCCGCACAGUCUCCAAUGUCAUCAGCUCCAUUGUCUUUGGGGACCGCUUUGACUAUGAGGACAAAGAGUUCCUGUCACUGCUGAGCAUGAUGCUGGGAAUCUUCCAGUUCACGUCAACCUCCACGGGGCAGCUCUAUGAGAUGUUCUCUUCGGUGAUGAAACACCUGCCAGGACCACAGCAACAGGCCUUUAAGUUGCUGCAAGGGCUGGAGGACUUCAUAGCCAAGAAGGUGGAGCACAACCAGCGCACGCUGGAUCCCAAUUCCCCACGGGACUUCAUCGACUCCUUUCUCAUCCGCAUGCAGGAGGAGGAGAAGAACCCCAACACGGAGUUCUACUUGAAGAACCUGAUGAUGAGCACGUUGAACCUCUUCAUUGCAGGCACCGAGACGGUCAGCACCACCCUGCGCUAUGGCUUCUUGCUGCUCAUGAAGCACCCAGAGGUGGAGGCAAAGGUCCAUGAGGAGAUUGACAGAGUGAUCGGCAAGAACCGGCAGCCCAAGUUUGAGGACCGGACCAAGAUGCCCUACAUGGAGGCAGUGAUCCACGAGAUCCAAAGAUUUGGAGACGUGAUCCCCAUGAGUUUGGCCCGCAGGGUUAAAAAGGACACCAAGUUUCGGGAUUUUUUCCUCCCUAAGGGCACCGAAGUGUUCCCUAUGCUGGGCUCCGUGCUGAGAGACCCCAGCUUCUUCUCCAACCCUCAGGACUUCAAUCCCCAGCAUUUCCUGGAUGACAAGGGGCAGUUUAAGAAGAGUGAUGCUUUUGUGCCCUUUUCCAUCGGAAAGCGGAACUGUUUCGGAGAAGGCCUGGCCAGAAUGGAGCUCUUUCUCUUCUUCACCACCGUCAUGCAGAACUUCCGCUUCAAGUCUUCCCAGUCACCUAAGGACAUUGACGUGUCCCCCAAACACGUGGGCUUUGCCACGAUCCCACGAAACUACACCAUGAGCUUCCUGCCCCGCUGAGCGAGGGCUGUGCCGGUGCAGGGCUGGUGGGCGGGGCCAGGGAAAGGCGGGGUCAGGGCGGGGUUCGCGGAAGGGGCGGGUAUAAGAAUGGGGGGAGGAUGCGGGAAAGGAAGGGGCGUGGUGGCUAGAGGGAAGAGAAGAAACAGAAGGGGCUCAGUUCACCUUGAUAAGGUGCUUCCGAGGUGGGAUGAGAGGAAGGGAAACCUUACAUUAUGCUAUGAAGAGUAGUAAUAAUAGCAGCUCUUAUUUCCUGA
Molecule: messenger RNA, 1771 nt
Organism: Pan troglodytes (chimpanzee)
Lineage: Eukaryota; Metazoa; Chordata; Mammalia; Primates; Hominidae
Gene: CYP2A7
Product: cytochrome P450 family 2 subfamily A member 7
Exons: 9
Coding region: 33-1517 (494 amino acids)
Biological process (GO): xenobiotic metabolic process; epoxygenase P450 pathway; coumarin metabolic process
Cellular component (GO): cytoplasm; intracellular membrane-bounded organelle
Molecular function (GO): arachidonate epoxygenase activity; iron ion binding; heme binding
Source: RefSeq, a predicted model, not a curated record